Dermatophagoides pteronyssinus (European house dust mite) is the source of this 927-nucleotide messenger RNA. RefSeq lists its product as uncharacterized. Gene Ontology annotation, biological process: protein localization to synapse; presynaptic active zone assembly; positive regulation of DNA-templated transcription. Gene Ontology annotation, cellular component: axon; cytoskeleton of presynaptic active zone; GABA-ergic synapse. Gene Ontology annotation, molecular function: protein binding; structural constituent of presynaptic active zone. NCBI's taxonomy places the organism in Eukaryota, Metazoa, Arthropoda, Arachnida, Sarcoptiformes, Pyroglyphidae. The record is from RefSeq and is a predicted model, not a curated record.
CUCGUCUGUGUGAAUUAAUUUUUUUUUUUCGAUUUACAAAUUAAAAAAUACAUACAAAUCAGAUUUAGUAAUAGCAACAAAAACAAAAAUUUUCCAUCGAUAAACGUUUGUUUCAAUUUAGUAAUGGGAAAUGAAGAAAGUCAAUUUCAGAAUAAUCCACAACAUCGCCAACAACAACCACAAUCAGGAUUAAAUUCUAGCUUUUACAAUUCUAUUGGUGGAAACGAUAAUUUUCAAUAUUCACAACAUCAACAAUAUCAACAAUAUCAUCCACAACAACAACAACAACCCCAACAACAAUCGAACAAUAUGAAUGUUUUAUCAUCAAUGACAUCAAAUCUGGCGCAAAAAGCGGCCGGUAGCGCUAAUCAAACAGGAUCAAUGUUCAAUUCAAUUGGACAAUUAUCAACAUCAUUUCCAAAUAGUAUUAAACCAAUGAAUCAAUUAAUUAAUCAAUUUCAUCCGGGAUCAUUUUCUGGCAUUGGUGGUAUGGGACCUAAUAAAUCAACAGGAUCACAACCACCAACAGCAACAAAUACGAUGACAAAUUCUAUGCCCAAUAUUACCUCAUCAUCAUCAUCAUCAUCAAAUGCCAACAUAGCAACAACAGCUAAAUCUCCCAUACCUACACAAGUGCCCGAAGUUGAUCUUAGUGGUUUAACUGAAGAAGAAAAACAAAUGAUACAAUCUGUAAUGGCUAGAGCUCAACAAGAUACACAAAGUCUAAUGCCACAUACACCACAAGCUCCAAUAUCAUCACCAAAAAUAUCGACAACAUCGUCAACACAACAAAUGUCAUCAUCAUUAUCAACAGCAACGACAAUGCAACAACAACAGCAACCACAACAUCAUCCUCAACAAAAUUCAUCAAUGAUGCCAUAUUCAAAUGAAAAAAUUACAAUAGAAAUCAAACGUUUACAAGAAUAA